AUGAUUAUCUCCACGUUUUUGGGAUGGAGUCUACUAGUCUCCGGCACUGUUUGCAAUGCUGUGGUUUUGCCGCAACAAGUUGCCAGUAGUAUUGCACUGGAGGAUACCACUUCGAGUACGGUGGCACAGGAACCAAGCAAUGUUGAUAAAUAUAUUGCACAGUGGGAAGAGCUGUAUGAAGCAUAUGGGUUUCAUUCUUCAGCUCGUGGGGUUGCGCGUGCAAAUGAUGAAGAUAACACUCCACCAAAACCUCAAGAAACACUAUUAUUAUCUGACACUUUAAAACAUCCAUUAAAUAAUACCCUUUAUGAAAGUACUGCUGAUAAAGCUGUGACGAAAAGUAUCGUUAUUCCUGAACCUGCUAGCACUCAGAUUGAUAUAAGUUUUUCCACAAAUACCCUAGAAAAUAAUGACAUUAAGGGUGUUGGUAGUAAAGAGUUACCCCUUGGAAAUGAUAUUGAUGUUGAUUUUGAAGAACCUUUAAAUUUUGAAUCUGAUUCCACAGCACCAUAUUAUACCCCACCACGCCCUAGUGGGUUUGUUUCUGGCAGUUAUUAUGGGAGGGUUGAUAAUACUGAAGAGUCUAGCUCUUUUAAUUCGUUUACAGUACAUGUUUUUAAGCGAGAUAUUGAAGAGAGUACAUUAAUUGGAGUAAAUGAUAACCCGAGUACAUAUGAUGUCGGUUCUUAUAUUUUGACAGAGUCAGAGGUUGCUGGAUAUUCUGAUUCCAUUGAAGAUUUUUUCAAUGAAGAUCUUGGGCUUGAUGAGUACGAGUUUGGCUACGAUGAUCGUGAUGCAUACAGGGAUAUUGGCGAUGGUGAAGUUGUUGGAGUUGUUGGAGUUUUAGGAGGAGUCAAUCCAGAGGAAUUUGAGAAUUUAGAUUUAAGUGGUGGUCAGACUUUAGAAGAAAAUGGCCGACGACGACGUCGGAUACGCAAGGGCCGAGGGAACCGAGUGAUUAAGGGCAUUGUUGUUGAUCACUGUGGACGACCAAUAAAUGGAACGUCUGUUGUGAUUAAGAAUGCAACAUUAGAGACACCAAGUAAUACUACGCUUGGAGGCAGUAGUCCCCGAGUUGAUUCUAUGACUGGGAUUGCAGCGCGGACGACGUCAAAGGCGAUGCUUGCUAUGACUGUGUUUUGCGGGAUGGCACUUAUUGUAUAG
Molecule: messenger RNA, 1164 nt
Organism: Magnusiomyces paraingens
Lineage: Eukaryota; Fungi; Ascomycota; Dipodascomycetes; Dipodascales; Dipodascaceae
Exons: 1
Coding region: 1-1164 (387 amino acids)
Source: RefSeq, a predicted model, not a curated record